UUUGUGUCUGUCACGCUUCAGGAGUGAGUCAUUUUAUUCUUCCAUUCUAUUUCUUCAGUGACAGCCUUAUAUAAUCUUAUAUUCUACUAAUUCCGAAACCAUUUUCACCUGAAAAUUACAACUGUAGCUGUCAAGACUACAGGAAUGCUGCUGCAACUCCAGUCAUAGUGAGUUGUGAAAUGGACUCAGAGGAACGCACUUCAGCCAUGUCGCAGAAGAUUUUAACCUUGUCACGCAGCAACAGCAGCGCCUCCUCUAAACUUGACAGCCGACAGGACAGCUGGGAAAUUGUGGAUGGUCUGCGUGGAGGCUUCAGCAGUGCCCUGGAGCCCCAGAAACAGGAGGGUUAUGUGCUAAAGAAGAGGAAGUGGCCCCUCAAGGGUUGGCAUAAGAGAUAUUUUUCCCUGGACAAGGGCAUCCUGAAGUAUGGCAAGUGCAAAGCUGAUAUUGAGAAGGGAAAGCUUCAUGGCUGCAUUGAUGUGGGCCUCUCUGUUAUGGCCAUUAAGAAGAAAGCCAAGUGCAUCGAUCUUGAUGCUGAGGAGAACAUCUAUCACCUGAAGAUCAAGUCACAGGAGCAUUUUGAUGAAUGGGUGUCCAAACUACGUCACCAUCGGCUCUAUCGGCAAAAUGAGAUUGCCAUGUGUCCCAGUGAGAAGCCCUUCCACUUUCCCCACUACCCCUCCCCCACCUCUCCAAGCUUUGCUGACGGUGCUUCUAUAAGAAAGUGUGUGCCUAUACGCAGGCAGUCUACGGUGCAUUCUGCAUUCGGCUGCAAUGGUCAAGCCAAGGUAGCGGCCUGGCUGCAGUCAUCUGAUGACAUGGAUAAGUGCUCCAAAGACUUGUCAGUUUGUGAGGCGUAUCUAUUAGAGCUGAGCCACCUCCUUCAGAGUAUGGAGGUCAUCCAUCGGACCUAUUCUGCUCCAUCUAUCCAAACUCUUCAGGCAUCUACAUUUGACAGUCCUAAAAAGGAAAAGAGGCUUCAGAGAAAAUGGCGCACAAAGAACUACAACAAAGAUGUCAAAACAACACUGCAGGUUCCCAGCUGCAUCUCCUCUGGUUCUAUCCGCCUCCAUGCCUCGAACCCCAACCUCUCCACUGCUGCACUAUGCAAUGACAAAGUCGACCAGGAAUCUCUGGAUUCUCCUUUUGACGUGACCAAGCUGCAGGAGGAUUUCUGCCGUGUCGCUACUAAUCUGCACACCACUAUGAAGUCAGCUCUGAUCUCACUAACGUCAGAGAGGGAGCGAUUAAAACAAUGUGUGGACCAUGACACCUGUCCCCCUACCUCCCCGCAGGUGGUCGGUUUGAAGAAUGCGCUGACAACGGCUUUAGCCCAGAACUCAGAGCUGCGAGAGCGCCUGUGCAAGAUUCAUGCUGACUCCCACAUCAUAGAGCCCACACUCCUAAAUCUCACUGCCCCUGUGCAGAAACAGGAGUCUGCAUCUGAAUCCCAUCCGUUGGUGCAUCAAGUGUCCAAUGAAAGCAGAGCGUCAAUCGCAGAGUCUCUGUCCGAGUUCUUUGACGCACAAGAGGUUCUGUUGUCCAAUAGUUCUUCUGAAAAUGAGGUAUCAGAGGAUGACUCGUACAUCAGUGACAUUAGUGACAACAAUUCCAUGGACAACUUCGGCAAUGACACAGAAACUGACAGACAAAACAUAGGUUCCGGAGAGAGCAGCACUGUCUUCUGUCGACGUAGAUCCCAUCUGUCUUCGCCUAGCCCCAGCAGUAGCACCAUCAGCCUGUGGAACAUCCUCAGGAACAACAUCGGCAAAGACUUGUCCAAAGUGGCCAUGCCGGUGCAUCUCAAUGAGCCACUGAACACCCUGCAGAGGCUGUGUGAGGAGCUGGAGUACAGCGAGCUACUGGAGCGGGCCGCAAACACUCAUGAUGCCUUUGAACGUAUGGUCUACAUGGCUACAUUUGUCAUAUCAGGUUACGCAUCCAGCUACUACAGAACUGGCGGGAAACCUUUCAACCCAGUCUUGGGAGAAACUUAUGAAUGUGACCGGCCAGAUAAAGGUUUCCGGUUUGUUGCAGAGCAGGUUAGCCAUCAUCCACCAAUCUCAGCUUGCCAUGCAGAGUCUAAAAACUUCAUCUUCUGGCAAGACGUGAGGUGUAAGAACAAGUUUUGGGGGAAGUCGAUGGAGAUUGUUCCUGUCGGCAGCACGCAUGUAACUCUGCCUGGGUUUGGAGACCACUAUGAGUGGAACAAGGUGACGUCCUGCAUUCACAACAUCCUGAGCGGACAGCGCUGGAUUGAGCACUAUGGCGAGAUAUCUAUCAGAAACUCAAACAGCGAUGCCUGCCAGUGCAAGAUUACUUUUGUUAAGGCUAAAUGGAACUCAAGUGCCAACGAGGUGGAAGGAACCAUCACGGAUCAGAAGGGGAACGUCAUCCAUAGGCUCUUCGGGAAGUGGCACGAGGCGGUUUUCUGUGGGGAACCGCCGUCAGCCACAUGCGUCUGGAGAGCAAAUGCAAUACCACUCGACCACGAGCAGUACUACGGUUUCACAAAGUUUGCCAUUGAACUCAACGAGCUGGACACAUCUCUAAAACUGCUGUUACCGCCAACUGACACCAGACUGCGUGUGGACCAAAGCGAUGUUUUCUGUAUUUGUAUGUGUAUGUGCUGCACGUCCAGACUGCUGGAGGAGGGAAAGUUAGAGGCUGCUGAGGAGCAGAAGCAAAGGAUUGAACAGCUGCAGAGAGAGAGAAGGCGAGUCCUUGAGGAGAGCAGCAUCACACAUCAACCAAAAUUCUUCAGAAAGUCAAAGGCUGAUACGUGGGUGAGCAACAACACAUACUGGGACUUGAGGAGAGAUCCAGGCUUUGCCCACAUAGAUUUCCCCACAUUGUGGUGACCUGAACUACAGCUUCAACGCAUUCAGUCUAAACAUCCACAUUCAAUGCCGACUUUCUGUAUUGUUGUUAUUGCCUUAACAAGUGCUUCUAUAAGUUGUGUGAACAUGCGAGAAUAUUGCUGUAUUUAAGCCCAUAUUUGGAGAAAUGUGAAAAGGAUGGCCUGUUCACCUCAUAACAAGUGUCUCAUUAAAAAAUAUUAAGCGGGAGCUCAUCUUAUCAGAGACAAUCUCUACCUCAGAUAUAGUAGCCUUGAUAUGCCAUUGAUUAACAUCUAGUAUUUAUUCUACACAUACCUGAUGCCUUAUCUGUGGUACUGUCAUCAUUUUAUUUGUUGCAUAUUAUAAAAUGUAUAGUUUGUAAGGAGCUCUGAACAUCAACCAAUCCUUACUGAAUGUUACUUUUUUAAACACCAAUGAUUAUGAUAUAUUAAAACUGUGUGAAUGAUGCAAACAUGAGUUGCUGUAGCAAAAUAUCCAUAUUUUCACCUCAUCUGGUGUACCUCUGUCUACACCUGCAUCAUGGUGCAACAUGGUUCAGACUGUGCUCCC
Molecule: messenger RNA, 3410 nt
Organism: Dunckerocampus dactyliophorus (ringed pipefish)
Lineage: Eukaryota; Metazoa; Chordata; Actinopteri; Syngnathiformes; Syngnathidae
Gene: osbpl3b
Product: oxysterol binding protein-like 3b
Exons: 23
Coding region: 180-2861 (893 amino acids)
Cellular component (GO): perinuclear endoplasmic reticulum; intracellular membrane-bounded organelle; plasma membrane
Molecular function (GO): cholesterol binding
Source: RefSeq, a predicted model, not a curated record